AUGGCUGGACAAGGUUCCAAGAUGAAGAGAUCUUUUGAUUGUUGCAAAAGAUAUGUGGACCACUUGAAUGGAAAGAUGAAGUGCUUCCACAUUCAAAUGAGAGCUAAUUCCGGGCACAGCAUCAUCAUACCAAACAAGUUUUUGGAACAAUUUGGAGGGAAGAUCUCAACAACCAUUGAACUAAAAUCCCCCAAGGGCAUUGUGUAUGUUGUCAAAGUCACCAAGCAUGAUGCCCAUCGCAUACAAGAGAACGAUUCCCUGUUAUUCCGUCACAUUGACGAUUCUCGCUUUGAGGUUCUGAUCCUCGAUUCUGAUGGUUGCGAGAAAGCAUUCCCCCGUGCUGGCACAAGAAAGACCUGUCGUGCUCCAGAAAGAAAUGCAGAUCCAAUUGACAUUUCAGGAAGCACUCAUGAUGGUACCAUGGAAUCAUCAGAAAGUGAGAGAUUUGUGAGAUGUCAAAACGGUAAUAACAACAGCCGGCGUAGUAAUGCUGCAAAAUCAGGUGAGGAGUGCACUGAAAGCAGUUCUUCUGAACAUGAGUCAUCCCAUGAGCUAGAUGAUCCUCAGACGACUCUAGCACCUAUCUUAUCAUACGGGACAAGUCUAUCUGAAGCACAGGAAGAGGAAGUAGCUAUGCUUAUCCGGGACAUUCAACCUGAAAUCCCUGUAUAUGUGGCUGUCAUGAAGCAUAGCAAUGUAAACUCACCACAUGCUAGUCUUGUAAUUGCCAAGCUUUAUGCAUCCACAUACUUCCCAAAUACAAGCCAGACCAUCACACUUCAGCGGCAAGGCAAGAACAAGAAAUGGCGUCCCAGAUAUUACAUUAGGAAAGAUAGGCCUGGGCACAUCCUUUAUGGGCGUUGGAUAAACUUUGUUCGUGACAACCAUAUCAAGGAGGGAGAUAUCUGCAUCUUUCACGCAAUGAAGUUUACCAGGGAAGAAUUUGGAGCAACAGUCCAUCUACUCCGUGCAAGAAAAUCUCACUCCUUUGGUGAAUUCUGUACUAAUCCUAAAAUAGUUGACUCGAAAUAUGUCGGAACUAGGCCGAAAAUGACUGGGAAGCGUCAGGGACCUCAGAAUUUUGAUGAUUCUAGGGGGAGUUCUAAGCCUUACAUUCUAUCACACAGAGAUUCUCUGACAGACGAACAGGUAGGGAAAGUGGAAGAGGUUGCUCACUCCAUUCAACCUGGAGUUCCCGUUUAUGUUUCGAUAAUGAAAAGGAGCAGUGUUGGUACUGAUGGGCUAUACACACUGAAGUUGGGCAAGCAAUUCUCCACGAGACACCUCCCGCCGCAAGGGGAUCAUCAGGUUUUGACGCUUCUGAUGGAAGGGGAGGGGCAUGCAUGGCGGGUCAGGAUGUGCUCUCGGAGCGGCGACGCGCAGACGCUCACCACGGGCUGGCGUGAGUUCGUCCGCGACAAACACUGCAUCUUCCAGCUGAUGAGCAACGCGAGCAGGCUCACCAUGACCGUCCACGUCAUUCGUCACGAUGAGGAGGCUUGAUUUCUGGUAGAAGAGGGAGAUGGAUGGAGCUCUACCACUUCCAUAAGUUCCA
Molecule: messenger RNA, 1555 nt
Organism: Oryza brachyantha (malo sina)
Lineage: Eukaryota; Viridiplantae; Streptophyta; Magnoliopsida; Poales; Poaceae
Product: B3 domain-containing protein Os03g0620400-like
Molecular function (GO): DNA binding
Source: RefSeq, a predicted model, not a curated record